Epinephelus fuscoguttatus (brown-marbled grouper) is the source of this 2183-nucleotide messenger RNA. It is a transcript of the gene htra4, whose product is annotated as HtrA serine peptidase 4. Bases 27 to 1412 code for a protein of 461 amino acids. Gene Ontology annotation, biological process: proteolysis; programmed cell death; positive regulation of apoptotic process. The transcript has 9 exons. The record is from RefSeq and is a predicted model, not a curated record. Gene Ontology annotation, molecular function: serine-type endopeptidase activity; protein binding. NCBI's taxonomy places the organism in Eukaryota, Metazoa, Chordata, Actinopteri, Perciformes, Serranidae. Gene Ontology annotation, cellular component: extracellular region.
CUGCUGUGAAUAGAUUUUCUGCCAGGAUGAAGCUCGUGGUUUAUUUCACUCUCCUCACCUCUGCAGUUCAUGCUGUUGUGCUGAGAAAAAGACAAAGUUGCCCGCAGGUUUGCGAUACCUCUCAGUGCCCAGCCCCGCCGCAGGCCUGUUACUACGGCCAGGUGAAGGAUGGAUGCAGCUGCUGCGUGGUGUGCGCGGCCGGGGAGGGGGACGCCUGCGGGGAUCUGAGCGGUGGCGGCCUCUCCUGCGGUGACGGGCUGCUGUGCGAGUCUGUCCCGGGGAAGCUCGGUGGGAUCCACAGCUCCUGUGUGUGCGCCUCCUCCGGCCCGGUGUGCGGCAGCGAUGGCAGGACUUACCCCAGCAUCUGCCGUCUGAGAGCCGAGAACAGGAGAGCCGAGCUCGAUGAGGCCCCCACGGUCAUUUUGAUCCAGAGAGGUUGGUGUGACUCAGGAAUGCAACAUCAAGGAAGUAUGCGCUAUAAGUUCAACUUCAUUGCAGAUGUGGUAGAUAAGAUUGUCCCAGCUGUGGUGCAUCUGGAGCUUUUCCAAAGAGUGCCAUUUUCUGGUGAGGAGAUCUCUGUGUCAAGUGGCUCUGGGUUUGUAGUGUCAGAGGACGGCUGGAUUGUCACUAACGCUCACGUACUUACCAACAAACAGAGGAUAAAAGUCGAGUUGAAAAGUGGUGUGCACUACGAUGCUACAGUCAAGGAUGUGGACCAGAAGAUGGACAUUGCACUCAUCAAAAUCGAACCAGAUAGUCCCUUGCCUGUGCUCCAUCUCGGCCAGUCCUCAGACCUGCGCCCUGGUGAGUUCGUGGUGGCUGUGGGAAGCCCUUUCUCCCUUCAGAACACCGUCACAACCGGCAUUAUCAGCACUGCCCAGCGCAAUGGCCUGGAGCUGGGCUUUAAGGACUCGGACAUGGACUACAUCCAAACUGACGCCAUCAUUAAUUAUGGCAAUUCUGGUGGGCCGCUUGUCAACUUGGAUGGGGAUGUAAUAGGUAUUAAUACUCUGAAAGUGGCAGCAGGAAUCUCUUUCGCCAUCCCUGUGGACAGAGUACGUCAAUUCCUUGCUGAUUCCUACAUCAGACAAGUCAAUGGAAAUACAGGACAAAAAAAGAAACACAUAGGCGUCCGGAUGCUGCAGCUCUCACCAACUUUGAUUCAACAUCUCAAAGAGCGUGUGGAUGAAUUUCCAAAUGUGAGCUCAGGUGUUUACAUUUAUGAGGUAAUACCCGGAACAGCUGCAUCCAGCGCUGGCAUAAUCAAUCACGACAUCAUCAUCGGCAUCAAUGGGCAGCCCAUCCAAACCAUAGAGGAAGUGAGGGAAGCUGUCCAGAAUGGUCGUGCACUUUCAGUGAUGUUGAGACGAAAGGAUAAGGAUGUCGUGCUAACUCUCAUUCCUGAGGACUGACUGAUACCACUGCCUAUACAUGUCAGCAAUUAAAGACAAAACGUACUUUAACAUACUGUACCGCUGGUAAAACAGCUGUCGGGGAUGUACCCUGCAUUAAUUGGUCUGUUUUGUGUUCACGAGUGAGAACGUUUUGUCAGUUCCUCAGGAUGAAGGCGCAAGGGCUCCUUUUUAGAGCUGCCAUUUUACACAGAAGUUCAGUGAUCUUAGGGAAGGAAUCGUCCAAGGAUAGACAAGGUUCUACACCUAUGACACGAAGCAACUAAACACAAUUGUAUCACAGCCCAGUCUUAAAAUGCAGAAACAUUCCAAUACCCAUACACCCUAUUUUGAAGCAGUAAGAUGGAAAUUAAUGACUGAAGUAUAAUUAGACAGAAAGCAGGUUUGUACACCAAAGAAAUGAACUAUCUGUGGUCACGAAAUGACUUAUGGAAUAAAAUGAACGUGAAAAACUGGUGGAUAGAGGGUGAGUCCACCCAAAACCAUGCAGAUACUUUUGAUUUUAUUUGCCCAAGUUUUAAAAAGUCCAUCUCUGAGAUUUAUGCCUCCACCCUGAUUUGUGGUGCUCACACCAUUGGAAAAUGUCAUUUUUGCUCCAGAUUGUGUAUAAAGUGCUCAUCUGAGUAUUCGGCUGAACCCUAGUACAUUGUCUCUAAAAACACAAAUAUCACACUGUUUAAAUUUUAAAAGGUAAAUAAAAAAAUCAAUACAUCAGAAAGUUAUAUUGGGUAUGACAACUCAAGUUUAUAGUUUUUACUUCAUACUUAAUGA